Lampris incognitus (smalleye Pacific opah) is the source of this 5070-nucleotide messenger RNA. RefSeq names its product aggrecan core protein-like. The coding region runs from base 115 to 4989 and encodes 1624 amino acids. Gene Ontology annotation, molecular function: hyaluronic acid binding. The transcript is spliced from 19 exons. Gene Ontology annotation, biological process: cell adhesion. NCBI's taxonomy places the organism in Eukaryota, Metazoa, Chordata, Actinopteri, Lampriformes, Lampridae. The record is from RefSeq and is a predicted model, not a curated record.
AAACUCGCACAGACGGGGAAUAAACGAAAACCGCGAGGCUGCCGGGUCCAUCAACCAGAAGCACCAGAGAGAGAAGAGGAAGAGGUGUGACUUCAUCUCUGCAACAGGUGAAACAUGAAGUGGACCGUCUUCCUGUCUUUGUGUCUGAACGUCGUCUCGGCCACAUUCGAUUACAUGUAUGAGGAGCCCUCCUUCUCCGAGCCAGAGGAUGUCCUGAGUGUGAGUAUUCCUCUGGACGGCCCCCAGAGGCCCCUGCUGGGAGGAGCCCUGCUGAUACCAUGCUACUUCCAGCACCACAGUGUUCCCGACCCGGGGGCGCCAACCAUCCCGCCCCUCUCGCACCGCAUCAAAUGGAGCCAUGUCACCAAGGACAAGGUCACCACCGUCCUGGUGGCCUUGGGAGGACGGCUGCGCAUCGACGAGGACUACCUGGACAGGGUCCACAUGGUGGGCUACCCGCUGAUGCCCACAGACGCCAGCAUCAAACUCACAGAGCUGCGCUCCAACGACAGCGGCGUCUACCGCUGCGAGGUCCAGCAGGGCAUCGAGGACGACCAGGACAACGUCCACGUGCAGGUCGAAGGGAUUGUCUUCCACUACCGUGCCAUCACUUCCCGUUACAGCCUCACUUUUGAAAAGGCCAAGGCAGCUUGCCUCCAGAACAGUGCCAUCAUUGCUUCUCCUGAACAGCUCCACGCCGCCUACGAUGACGGAUUCCACCAGUGUGACGCCGGCUGGCUGUCUGACCAAACCGUCAGGUACCCGAUCCAUGAGCCACGUGAACAGUGUUACGGCGACAAGUACGAGUUUCCCGGGGUGAGGACCUAUGGCGUGAGAGACGUUAACGAGAUGUACGACGUCUACUGCUUCAGUCAGAAGAUGGCCGGGGAGGUUUUCUACACCUGGUCUCCGGCUAAAUUCACCUUCGCUGAGGCAGAGGAGCAGUGCUCUCGGCAGGGUGCCCGGUUGGCCACCACGGGCCAGCUGUACCUGGCCUGGCAGGCCGGGAUGGACGUCUGCAAUGCCGGCUGGCUGGCCGACAAGAGUGUGCGCUACCCGAUCAACGUCCGCCGGCCUCAGUGUGGAGGGGGCCUGCUGGGGGUGCGCACCGUUUACCGCCACGCCAACCAAACAGGAUACCCGCUCCCUGAGUCCCGCUACGACGCCUUCUGCUACACAGAAUCCCCUGAUGAGGGCGGUUCAGGCAUGGAGGUUGUCACGGAAUCAGUAGGUGGUGUGCUGAGUGUUGCCACGGUAACGACAAGCCCGAAGGUGCUGAUCAGCAGAACCAAUCCCGAGAGUGAGGCGGUGGGCGAACUGGUCACCCAGCUACCCACCGGUGUGGACUUCACCUACACGCAGGACCUAACCGAGCUACCGCUGCCCCAGCCUCCCAACAUAACAGAGGUCAUCGAAGAGGUCAUUGAAGGGGUCACCGGCAGACCAGACGUUGGCAGAGGACCCAGUGACCGCUUUGCCACGGUAACGACAAGCCCGAAGGUGCUGAUCAGCAGAACCACUCCCGAGAGUGAGGCGGUGGGUGAACUGGUCACCCAGCUACCCACCGGUGUGGACUUCACCUACACACAGGACCUAACCGAGCUACCGCUGCCCCAGCCUCCCAACAUAACAGAGGUCAUCGAAGAGGUCAUUGAAGGGGUCACCGGCAGACCAGACGUUGGCAGAGGACCCAGUGACCGCUUUGCCACGGUAACGACAAGCCCGAAGGUGCUGAUCAGCAGAACCACUCCCGAGAGUGAGGCGGUGGGUGAACUGGUCACCCAGCUACCCACCGGUGUGGACUUCACCUACACACAGGACCCAAACAAGCUACUGCUGCCCCAGCCUCCCAACAUAACAGAGGUCAUCGAAGAGGUCAUUGAAGGGGUCACCGGCAGACCAGACGUUGGCAGAGGACCCAGUGACCGCUUUGUGAUGUCACCAACUGUGGUGUUUCACUACCGUUCAGACGUCAGACGCUAUGCGUUCACCUUCGUUGAGGCUCAGCUUGCCUGUCAGAGUAUUGGCGCCUUCAUUGCCACACCUGAGCAGCUGCAGGCUGCUUAUGAAGCCGGUUACCACCAGUGUGAUGCAGGCUGGCUGCGGGACCAGACGGUCAGGUAUCCUAUAGUUUCACCUCGGGAAAAGUGUGCUGGGGACCUUGAUGAUCGCCCUGGGGUCAGAUCCUAUGGCUUGCGGCCAGGAGAUGAGCGCUAUGAUGUGUACUGCUAUAUUGAUGGACUCAAAGGGGAAGUUUUCCAUCUGGGCUCACAGGAAGGUUUCACCUAUCAUGAGGCUCUUUCCCAAUGUCAGGAAAAGAAUGCCACCCUGGCCUCCACCGGAGAGCUCUAUGCCGCCUGGAAACUGGGCUUUGAUAAGUGCCGCCCUGGCUGGCUCGUGGACCGUAGUGUCCGUUAUCCCAUCAACAACCCGAGGGUGCGGUGUGGGGCAGGGAGAUCUGGAGUUCACAUGGUGUAUAAAAACCUCAACCGGACCAGAUAUCCGGACCUGCAGGAGAAAUAUGAUGCCUACUGUUUCAGAGCGGAUAUUUCACUUAUUGCCAAUGAAACCGGACUGAACAUCACAGAAAUCCAGGAGGCUCUGGUUAACCUAACAUCAAUAAGGGAUUUGUUUAGGCCAGCUCUUCCCUCCAUUUCACCACCUAUCUUUGUGGAGACCUCUGGUUCUGGUUCAGGCUCAGCAGAUUUUGACACUGGGUCGACGAUCAGCAGCACCUCUGGUGAUCAGACCUCCGGCGACAUUUCUGGCUCUGGAGUCUUGUCUGGUUCUGGGGACAUAACCAGUUCUAGAGAUGUUUCCGGUUCUGGAGAUAUCUCUGGUUCUGAAGACCUGUCUGUUUCUGCAGAUGGUUCGGGUACUGUGGAUAUUUCUGGUUCUGGAGAUGUCUCUGGUUCUGGGAACCUGUCCUUUUCUGCAGAUGGUUCAGUUACUGAGGACAUUUCUGGCUCUGGGGAUAUUUCUGGUUCUUCAGAUCUGUCUGGCAGUGGGAGUGCUGAGCAGUCCAGCAGAGCAUCAGGUCUUGGAAGUGGUGACCUUUCUGGAUCAAUGUUCAGUGGAGAGGGAUCUGGGAUCACAGUGCUUUUCUCCGGAAGUGACUCCAUUCUUUCUGGUCAGGGAUCUGCAUCAGGAGGACCUCAGGAGACUAGCGAGGGAAGUGCGGAGAUCCUCACUUUUCCUGUUGAAACUGGCUCUGGAGUGUUAAGUGGCAGUGGGGCCCUGUCAGAGUCUGGGUUCCCCUCAGGAGGGAGUGGUUCUUCCACAGACACCUUUAGCAGCUUUGGAAAACAUGUAGAGUUCUCUGGGUUGGGGACUAGUUCUGGUUCUAGUAAAGAGUUUUCUGGGUUCAGUGGACUCCCAUCAGGAUUCGAUCCCUCAGGACAUUCUGGUGGACUGUCAGGAGAAGAGUCUGGCAGUGGAGACCCACAGAUCCUACUGAUUGAUGGAAAACUGGCAGAAGUGUCCACCUCACUGUCCCACAGAGAGCAGGAGCUGGGAGGAGACCUUCUGGAGUUCAGUGGUUCUGGAGACUUUUCAGGAUCUGGGAUGACGAGUGGACUUCCCAGCAAUGAUCUCAGUGGCUCUGCCUCUGGGACCUCCGGCUUCUUCUCAGGUGUGACCUUUGUGGAGUCAAGGUUCACGGACCUUACAGAGCAAUCCUCAGGUGAGCAUGAGACCUCUGGGGUUUUACUCUAUGGUUCUGGACAGGGAAGUGGGGGCCUUCCAUCUGGAUUUGGAAGCUCAGGUUUCCCAUCUGGUUCAGGUUCCGGAAGUUCUGGGCUAGAGUUCUCCAGUGGAGACAAGGGGAGCAUCACAUUUGUGAGUGGAGACAUCAUAAUGGAGGUGGCCACGACAAACACUCUGUCCAUGGAGUUUGGGCAGGGGUCACUGGAGUACAGCAGAGAGGGGAGUAGCAGCACCGAUUUCGACUCGGGCAGUGGAUCUGCACAGCUCCCCACAGUUAGUGGUGUCUCUUCUGGGGAGCACUCUGGAGAUUCUCCUUUUGUGGUACUUCCCUCUCCUUCGGAUAAGGGAGACCUGAUAGCCAGCACAACCCACCCAGAAGAAUCUUUGGCUGAUCCUGAAGUGAUGGAGACCCCUGGUGAGUUCUAUGGGACCUCUGCCCCUGCCCCACUUGCUCCGGUUGGACUGGCUGCCCCUACAACCACUGCUCCUGUCACCUUGAUGCAUACACCCAGCAUUAUGGAAGUACCUGAUAUAGUGACAGGUGGCUCUAACCCAUGUGAACCUAACCCAUGUGGUGCUGGUUCAUGCACUUUUGAGGGGGGGGUUAGUCGGUGCCAUUGCCCCCCUGGGCUACAAGGAGAGGCCUGUCGGGACGGUGAGUUAAUAAAAGAUGAACAGCGGUGUGAGGAGGGUUGGACAAAGUUUCAGGGGAACUGUUACCUCCAUUUCUCUGAGCGGCAGACCUGGCUGGAUGCGGAGCAGCGCUGCCGGGACCUGAACGCCCACCUGGUCAGCAUCGUCACCCCCGAGGAACAACACUUUGUCAACCUGAAUGCGCAGGACUACCAGUGGAUUGGUCUGAACGAUAAAACGGUGGAGAACGACUUCCGCUGGACAGACGGCACGCCGCUGCAAUUUGUCAACUGGAGGCCGAACCAGCCUGACAAUUACUUCAGCUCCGGAGAAGACUGCGUGGUGAUGAUCUGGCAUGAGAGCGGCCAGUGGAACGACGUUCCCUGUAACUACCACCUGCCUUUCACCUGCAAGAAGGGACCAGUCUUAUGCGGUGCCCCGCCAGAGGUGGAAAACGCCAGCAUGUAUGGGAACCGGAGGGAGCGGUACCCGGUAAACUCCAUCAUCCGCUACCAGUGCCACGCCGGCUUCACCCAGCGCCACCUGCCGGUGGUUCGCUGCAGAGCAGACGGACAGUGGGAGGAGCCGCAGGUGCAAUGUAUUCCCUUCGAAACCAACCGGAGAAGACAGCAGAGGACCGGCAGGAGUUGAGCAGAGUCGGCCAUCGGCAAACUUCACCAAGCAGGAAAAAAGGAGAAGUUAAUUUGUUCGAAAGAACAUUUUCAGCAAACG